This is a messenger RNA of Bicyclus anynana (squinting bush brown), 11003 nucleotides long. Its product is annotated as signal-induced proliferation-associated 1-like protein 2. The record is from RefSeq and is a predicted model, not a curated record. Gene Ontology annotation, biological process: activation of GTPase activity; regulation of small GTPase mediated signal transduction. Gene Ontology annotation, molecular function: GTPase activator activity; protein binding. The coding region runs from base 391 to 3666 and encodes 1091 amino acids. The transcript has 16 exons. NCBI's taxonomy places the organism in Eukaryota, Metazoa, Arthropoda, Insecta, Lepidoptera, Nymphalidae. Gene Ontology annotation, cellular component: cytoplasm.
ACGUGCUCUACUCUAUGGUGUCUAUGGUUUACCCAAUCUUUUCUUUUGCUUUUGGUGAUAUUUUUUGCAAAUCGCCAAUAUUUUUUGUGCUGCUAAUGUAUUAUUGAAAGUGAUUUUUAUUCAUCUUUAUCUAUUAUUAUUCUCAUAGUUACGUAUAUUUUAUUAUAAUUGUAUUACUCCGUAGUGAUAUCAAAUUAGUGACAUAAACAAGUUAACUUUUAUGCGAAGUGUUCUGUGCCACUUUCUAAGUAACUGUAAUUACGGGAAAACAAGUUUAAAAUUAUAUUUAUUUGUUUUUUGGAUUAUUGUUGUCAAUAACUUUUAAUAAAGAUAUUGUAUGUGGUCAAGAUAAAGUGGAAAAUACGUUAUAAGUUGUGUCAAAAUAAUGCCAUGUAUGCUCCGGAUCAUCUUAGAAGAAAGGAAAUUAGAGAUGCUAUGUACCGUAGCAAUUCAAGCCUUGACUUGAUAUACGCAGAGCACCCUACAGGGAGCUGUUUGCGACGCGAAUAUGGCAGUCAUGGGUCAAUUGACGUGAUCGGAGGUAACAGUGAACGGCACCCCGCAAUGGUUCACAAUUACAGUGGAUUAAACGCACCCGAUAGACCGUCCGGCCUCAGUGGUGUCGCUGAUCGGUUCUCUGAAGUUCUGGCCGGAGACCACGCUGAUGGGCCGACCCCCCGAGCGAGUGUAAGUCCUAAACCCCGUUUAAAGUUAAAUAAAUUUUGGGGUGGUACCACAGCAGUCAUCACUAGGCCAGAAGCUGAUGGUAUCAUAUCAUCUGUAUCUGACAGUAACAAAAGGAAGCAAUUCGCACAUUAUGAUUGUCAGUCACUGUUGGCCAAUUUGAGUUAUGCAGCUGAAAUACGAGGAGCACUUUUGAGUCGACGUCGGAACACCACUACUGGAGCAUCCGCUGCAUCUCUGCUUGCUACACGUGGCUUACCUCCGGGGGAGGAUGCAGUGCCUGACACUGGUGAUGGACGCUCCAAUGAAUUGCUUGAAAGUUGUCCGUUCUUCAGGAAUGAAUUGGGUGGUGAAGAGGAGCGCUGUGUAUCGCUAUGCUCCCGUACUGCGCGUGGGGCCAUAGCUGGUCAGUUUGGAGGAUGGCACCGACCCCGGGCCGCGUAUGGUUUCUCUGUGCUGGAGUUUCCACCAGACCACACACAUUGGCGGCAUGGGUGCCCCUUUGUGAGAUCCAGCUCGCCGCUACCCAUCGAACGACUGGACCUCGGAGCGUUGUACUAUAGAAACUACUUUUAUACACAACCACAUCAAAACUGGUUCGGCAUGGACGAAAAUCUUGGUCCAGUUGCGAUCUCCAUAAAGAAGGAGCGAGUUGAACUACGCAGAGGAGGUGGCGACACUUCGGCUCCUGCUUCUCAGCUCGCAUGGCAGUAUCGGCUGAUUGUGCGCAGCUCGGAACUGCUAACUCUACGCGGCUCCGUGCUAGAAGAUGCGCUCCCCACCGUCAAACCUAGCAAUAACAGUGUUACGUAUAACACGAAAGAAGUGUUAGAAUACGUGGCUCCAGAACUGCAACUUAGUUGUUUAAGGCUCGGUAUCACCAGUGGUGGUGCAGAAGAACAGUUGCUAAGACUGGACGAGCAACGUGUGACCAGACAUUACAAAGUCGGUGUAAUGUACUGCAAAAGCGGCCAGUCCACUGAAGAAGAGAUGUACAACAACCAAGAAGCAGGACCAGCUUUCGUGGAAUUCCUCCAGAUGUUGGGCCAAACUGUUCGAUUAAAAGACUUCGACAAAUAUAAAGCCGGUUUAGACAAUAGAACCGAUUCCACUGGGUUGUAUUCAGUGUACACUACGUACCAAGGCUGCGAGAUAAUGUUCCACGUGUCAACAAUGCUGCCAUACACUCCGAACAACAGGCAGCAGUUGUUGAGGAAACGGCAUAUAGGAAACGAUAUAGUCACAAUAGUCUUCCAAGAGCCGGGCUCCCUUCCCUUCACACCGAGGAACAUUCGGUCUCAGUUCCAACACGUGUUUGUGGUGGUUAGGGUGAUAGACCCGUGCACAGAGAACACGCAUUAUAGUUUAGCUGUAAGUCGUGCUAAAGAAGUGCCUUUAUUCGGACCGCCGAUCAAAGAUGGCGCGGUCUACCCCAAGGGUGAAGCGUUCACCGAUUUGUUACUUAGUAAGGUUAUAAAUGGUGAAAAUGCUGCCAUCCAAUCCCCUAAAUUUAGUACAAUGGCCACGCGCACUAGACAAGAGUACCUGAAAGAUCUCGCCAAUAAUUAUGUUUCCGCAACUACUGUGGACACGGGACAAAAAUUUUCAAUUUUUUCCUCCUUAUUAAUGAAAAGCGGCAACAAUUCCAACAACAAUGCUAUAAUACCUCGCAUUGAAGAUUGCAACAACGAUGUACUUGUCAGAGGGGCACUGUGUUACCACGUACAAGUUCAAGAUGAAGGAGCGGGUGGUAACAUAUUGGAUUGUAUAAUGGGAGUAUCUGCAGACUCUAUCGUCAUCGUCGAAGAGAGUUCCAGACAAAUUGUUCUUGUCUUGCCGACAAAUACUUUGCUUGGCUGGGUGGUGAGCGGCAGUUGGACGCGCGUGUACUACCACCGCGGGGAGAGCGUGCGUGUGAGCGCGGCGACGGGCGACGGACUGCUGCGCCGCCUCGCCAGCGUCGCGCCGCCGCACGCGCACGCGCUGGACGAGCUCACGCUGGAGAGGGGCGCCGCUUCGCAACUGGGGUUCCACGUCCAAGCGGACGGUUUGGUGACGGCGGUGGAGAGCGGCGGCGCGGCGUCCAAGGCGGGAGUCAAGCGCGGCGCUCGGCUGCUGGAAGUGUGCCGCGCUGCGGUCGUGGCCCUGCCGCACGACCACCUCGUCGACCUGUUGAAGACCUCUGAUCCAGUCACUGUGCGCUUGACGUUCGCGGUGGGCGCGCGCUGCGAAUGCCAGAGCGCGUGCGGGGAGGCGUGGGGCCAGCAACCUUCACGCCGCCGCCUGUCGCCGCCGCGCUCCGACACCUCGGGAUAUGGCACCGGUGGGUCAGGGCGCAGUACCACGUCGGGCGGCAACGGAGGCAGCCUAGAAGUACGCCGACGCGUGCACGAGGGGUCCUCCCCGAGGCACUCCCGGCGCCCGCGCUCCGCAGCGCACUCUUCUCUUACUGAGGAAUUGAUGCGACUAAUGGACGCAGAGCUGGCUGAGGGGAGAGGGGCAACUGCGGAGGGCAACGGCGUUUCCCGGGAGGGGGGAGGUGCCCCGCUGCCCCUGCCCGACGCGUCGGCGCUGGACUGGGCUGCGUUGGUCCACACUGCCACCCGCGCUAUGUUGCAGAUUUGCGAGGAGCAUCAGUACCAGUCGAUAGAACCGACCGACCCGCCGCCCGACUCUACCACAGACGUCGCUCUGGACACGUGGACUGAUUUAUCUACAAACGACGCAACAGAGAGCACAAGCCCAGCGGCACGUCACGGCGCGGGCGACGGCGUGCACGCCACCUGCGGCUGCGGGCUGGCGGAGCGCGUGGCGGCGCUCGAGGCCGACGCCGCCACCGCGCAGAGACACCGCCACCACCUCGAGGAAGAGGUCCGGCGGCUGCGAAGGCUCAACGGUCGUCUUCGCGAAGAGUCGGCGAGGGCGGUGUGGCAACUGCGACACUUCACGCAGUGGUUCAAACGCACCGUCGACAAACAGUAAUCAAAUUUUAUAGCAGGUUAGUUAUCGCGAUCGGUAUCCCCCACGCUUUACCAAUGACACAAUUUAUUACUAAUAUCCUGACAGUUACUACGAGGUUACAUGAUAAAGGUACCGGAGACGACAGAAGUAUAUCAACAACAAACCAUAUGAAGUCGGUUAAAUAGUACAAGAGCCGUCAUAAGAAAUAUAUACCCUCAUCUGUUAUUUAAUUGGGAUAAGAAAUAAAUGAUAGAAAAUAUUCAUAUUAACACAAUGCAUAUUUGUCCUUUGAAAUGUUACAUGAGCUUUGCAUGUUUUACAGGACGCAAUUUUUUUUGGGACGUGUCAACUUUUCUAUUGACUUUUCAUAUUUUUUUGUAAGACGAUUAGUUUCUGAGAUAUCGGGAAAAAAGUGUUUUCACCCCGGGGCGACAAGGGUGGCGACCCCACAAACUUGAGUGUUAAGCUUCUACUGAUCUCCCACACAUGUCCCUAAAAUAAAAUUGCGUCCUCUAAAACAUGCAAUAUUCGGUCCUUAAAUUGUAACAUUUCAAUGGGUUGCCUAGUCAAAUAGCGGGAUUUUUUUUAAUUUAUUUAAUCUGCUUCCCUCAUUAUUGAAUUAAAAAAAAUUGUCUUCUAAUGUGUCAAAAAGCUUAUUUUAUGCUUAAUUUAACUAGGAAACCUAUCUGCACUGUGUGCACUAUCAUUCAUUUCAUAGCACUAAUGAAUAACAGAUGAGGGUAUAUAUUUCUGAUGCCGGAUCUUAGACCGAACUCUAAAAACUAAUUAUAAUUAUUUAUUAAAAAAUAUGAAUGAAUGCUACAAACAAAUAGUAUCUACAUUUCUCUAACUGAAAUUCGGAUAUUAUUCAUAUCCCUAAUAUCGUUAUAAAUGUAUUUUUUUUAAAUAAUAAUAAUAAUUAUUGUUGUUGACCUACCUGUCGUUAGAUGGAAAACCAUUGGCUUUAGUCUGUCGUUGCGUUGUCAACACAAUUAAAAGACAUGAUGUCAUUGUUGGUAAUAAAAUUAGACAAACUUGGUACUUAUUCUCUUUAACAAACAGGUACUCUAAGAGCGGUUUCAGACUAGCGUUUUAUACGCGCGCGCUUGUUGAAUCGUUUAGAAUCACUUCGCAGUUCUGGGUAAAGUGUAUUAAAGUGACCGGUUAUAAGUCUUGAUGCAACUAUCAGUGACACCCAGCAUUUUUUUCGUCGUCUCAGUCGAUGGCGAAUAAGUAGCGCAAAUAGUAAUGUUUCUUCGUCAGAAUCCAUGUUGAUACACGACACCACCGGUUCGAGCGAACACGCCGAUAUAUACCCGAUCUCGCGAGUCCGGUUUUUUGAAGCGCGUAUUGUAGCGCACGUGUAAACGCGUUUGCUGAAACGACCGCAAAUAAAUACGCUAGUCUGAAAUCACUCUUUUGGGUGUGUAGUAACCCAAAGUUAGCUAAAUAAAACGCAUGUAGGAUGCAUUCGAAUUAGCACCAAAAAUUGCAAAUCGGUCAAAUUUUUAGUGUCAAGAAAUGUAUAAAGCUUGUAUUUUAAUACACUCCGCGAUCAACUAUCAUGAGACAAUAAGGAAUUUCACACUGUAUACAGUGCGUAUGUAAUAAUUGGAAACUACCUUGAUAAUAAUAUAGUUGAAUUUUCAAAGAGUUGUUACAAUGCUCGAAAUUAUACUAAAUAAUUGAAUAUAGUUGUCACCCAGCGCUGUAUCUUAUGAAUUUUGUGCCUUUUAAGCUGAAGAAAGGACUACCACUGAAUUGGUACCGUACAAUAUAACAAAAAUUACUUUUAGAGAUUUCAACUGUACCUUCAUGUUGUAAGAUAAUUUUUAAAGCUUCUUCCUUGCUUAUUUAAUUAUUACGUGAAUAUGUAACGAAAGGUCUUCAAUUAAGGCUGCCAUUCCACCGAAGCGGAGCGAGGCAGCGGAGCCGAGAAACGGAUUAACCAAUAGGAUUACACAAAAACUCCGCUUCUCUUAAAUGGACAGGGACUUGGGAGCUAGUUUAAAAAUUCAUAUAAAAACGAUAAGCGGAGCAGGGUUAAUAAAUUAAAUUUAACAUUUAUUGGAAAAUUAUGUUCCAUUUAUACCCAAUUGGGGCAUAUAAAUGACUAGCUGACGCCGCGCGGUUGCACCCACGUGGUCCCGUUCCCGUAGGAAUACGGGGAUAAUAUUCCGCAUUCUCCUCCUCCUUUUUCCUCGAUAAAUUGGCUAUCUAACACUGAAAGAAUUUUUCAAAUCGGACUAGUAGUUCCUGAUAUAAGCGCGUUCAACCAAACAAACUCUUCAGCUUUAUAAUAUUAGUAUAGAUAAAGCAUUUAGGUACAUGCAAUUAUUAUUGUUUCGGUACCAAGCAUUGGCGUCCUUUCGAUUUAGCUCAACGAAAUUGUUUUUCAUAACGAUGUUUGCUGUUUCAAUAUAUACCGUAUGUAUAUUAAUUUUUAGAGUAUUGUUAUACGAUACUUUUGCUGUUUCUAUUUGAAAUAUAUUUGUGUAUAUUAUAUACGGCUGUAACAAUUUAAAGCAUAGUGAGGAAGUAAAAGUAUAGAGAGAGCCGUGAUAGCCCAGUGGAUAUGAACUAGAGAGCCGUGAUAGCCCAGUGGAUAUGAACUCUGCCUCCGAUUCCGGAGGGUGUGAGUUCGAAUCCGGUUCGGGGCAUGCACCUCCAACUUUUCAGUUGUGUGCAUUUAAAGAAAUUAAAUAUCACGUGUCUCAAUCGGUGAAGGAAAACAUCGUGAGGAAACCUGCAUAUCAGAGAAUUGAGAUAAUUCUCUGCGUGUGUGAAGUCUGCUAAUCCGCAUUGGGCCAGCGUGGUGGACUAUUGGCCUAACCCCUCUCAUUCUGAGAGGAGACUCGAGCUCAGCAGUGAGCCGAAUAUGGGUUGAUGCCGAGGAAGUAAAAUAAUUUACUAUCAGAAUCCGACUUGUUGCUGUUUAUUAGAAGUUUUAUAAGCCUACUUAAAAUAAACGAAUUUCGAUUUGAUUCGGAUUUGGUUUUUGUAUUACAUUAUUUUCAAUCAAUGUAAUACAAAAAAAAGCUUACAUUAAUUAUAUUUUACUGCAAAAAAGGAGUUUUUUUUUUUAAUUUCACCGUAUGUAUUUAAAUUACUACAAGAAUUUUAAUAUUUUGUAUAGUCAAUCGAUUCCUGGAGGUCCAUUUACUAAAGGAAAUAUUUUAUAGAUUUUAUAGACAUUGAUUGAAAUUUUUGAUAAUUAUUUUGUUGCAGCCGUAAUGUUAUGUUUAGCGCUAAAAAUACGGUCUGAUAUAAUGUGUAAUGUUUUGUAAGAUAUUUAUUUGUUAGUAUUAACUAUUAUCAUAUAAUAUAACCAACGUUUAUCUAUCCAUGACAGAGGUUUGCGUUAAAAUAUUACGAUCAUUUAUAUUAGAUAGCCCUGAACAAUAUAUAGUUCAGCAUACGUAUAUUUAAUUGAUUAUGAAACACGGCUAAAACUCACGUGAUAUUACGUCGGAGUGUGCCCGACUAGUUUCGAACCCAUACGGGGCCUUUAGUCAUGAGCUGGUUCUUGCAUCGCGGCACGAUCCAAACAGUUUGGAUCGUGCCGCGAUGCAAGAACCAGCUCAUGACUCAGGGUGUUUCAUAAUCAAUUAAUAUGAAUAACACUCACGAUAGUUUAAAUUCUAAAAUACGUAUAUUUAUAUAACUAAGCUGAUAUAACAUUAAUUAUGAAUACGUACUUGUUAUUGAUAUUGUUAUCACAGACUUGAAUCCUGCCAAAUAUUACCGUAAGAUAUAAUGCAUUAGUAAUGAACAAAUAACGCAACCAUAUUAUAUUACAUGAGAACCUCUUUUACUGCAAUCCUGCGGAGUUGAAACAUUUUUGGUCUCAGACCAAUUAUUGUAUAGGACCUGCCUCGCUAGACGUUACUUUUCUAUCAAAGUAUAUGAUCAACGAUCUAAUGCGAUUAUAAAAACUGACUCUAUAGAAUCGAUGUUAAAUAGUUUUAAUCGUGUUCGUCGGUUAAAGUUAAAGAGCUCCGAAAAAAUAUCUUUUUGUAUAAAUUAAUUGUGUAAAAAACGAGCAAAAACUUCUAGUUUAGUAUGAAAUAUAUACAAAAUCUAAUCUUUUCCUCAGAAAAAGACAAGACAAUUUUGUUCGUAACUAUGAGUGCGAUACAGGUCCUUCUAUAAUUGGUCUGAGAUUUUUGGUAGGUAAAUGUUUUAAACGCAAAACAUCUCUAACAUUAUAAAUGUGAAAGUAAGUUCGUCUGAAUCUCUGUUAAUUUUUCACGGCUUAACUACUGAGCCGAUUUGGGUGAAAUUUGGUAUAGAGAUAAAUAGGGAAUUGCAGCAAAACCUAGGCUACUUUUUACCCCGAAAAUAUCCAUGGAUAUCGCCAGAAUUUACGUCAUCAUAGUCGCUUGCGUCCGCUACUUAAAUAUACAAUGAGUCUCUUUAAAGAGUUCUUACGUCACUCUAAUGGGGAUUCUAGCCAGGGUAAGGGGAUACUAGCCAAGGUCAGGGGUCAUGUUUGAACUCACCCCCUCCUAUCGGCCCCUCUAAACUAAAGUCUGGGUCACAGAAGACUACAGAGACGUUUACCCCCUAACAUUUCUUUAGCCCUCGGGCUCGACUCCGCUGAGCAUUAGGCAAAUAACUCACUAACUUGUGUUAUUUGUACGUUUAGUGUCUACCUUAAUUAGAAACCUUGUUAUUAUUAAAUUCUGGAGCCUACCAAAUGCACAAUCCGAAAUGAAUUUAGAAAAGUCUAGUUUUAUUUCAAAUGUAAUCACGGGGUGGGUCUAUCAACCAUAUAUAAUUUCCAAACCAAUUAUUAUUUUGUUUUGUCGAUGUAACUUUACCAAGUUGUUCUACCUAAUAUUAACACAUCACACUAUUAGUGAAACAUCGAAAGAAUUGCAGAUAAUAAUCAAAAAAUAUGUUCAUACUAUAAGCAUAAAUAACUUUUUAACCACGAUCUCCUAAAUAUAAUUAUUGGAUUGUUCACAAAAGCGCUUAAUCAUUAAUAAUUAAUCUGUGGUUUAAUGUACAUAUAAUCAAGUAUCAACUGUUUGUAUCUCAUAUUUAGAAUACACAAUAUGUUAACAUACAAAGAAAGCUUUAUUAGAUAUAGGUCAAUUACUACGUACUUUACUGUAUAACUUUAAUAAUAUAUGUUUUGUCUAGUUUCUGUGUUUAACUAGCGUCCACAAAUUACAAUUUGAAGAUAAUAAAAACUUAACUUGUUUCCUAAAGAGUUUGUAGCCCUGCAUAUACUAAAGCCAAAUUCAAUGUGCAAUGUUUACCAACAAACCAAUUAGCAAGUAUUUGUUUUAUGUUUAUAAAUACCGGUUUUUUUUUAAAAUUAUGUAUUGCUUUAUUAAUAUUAUUUAUUAAUAAGCUAUAAACUACAUACAUCUAAUUGUUUUAAGCUUAUUAAUCGAAUGUAUAGAAAACACUGACUUUAGUUUAUCGAAAGUCUUUUACAAGAUUCGCACUCAAAAAUUGUUAAAAACUUGUAAUUUUGCGAGACGUUGUUGCAAUAAUUUUAGUGAAUUAAAUUUAUUAUUAGGUGUGAAUUGACUAGCGAUUUAUUUCUCCAUUUUAAAUUUGUUUAUUGAUAAACAUUACACAUCAAGGGUGGCUUUAGUAUCAGUGAGUGAUUUUGCGACAGGGCCUGAUUGAGGAGGUCUGAAGUUGGAAGAAGUGCGACCAAUCUCUUGAAGAGAAAUAGACAAAAGUCAACCAAUUACAGCGCUAUCGGAAAUAUCGCUAUCUCUUACAUUUGCAUUGUGACGAGAGAUAUAGGACUAGGAAGGACUUCUACGCCUACUGAUCUUCUACUAUUGGUUGAAAUUUUGUCUGUUUCUCUUCACGAGAUGUCUUCGAUCGCAUGUUGGCACUACUGUACUGCGAAGGCGAGAUCUCCCGUUAAGUGUCUAGUUGCCUAUAUACUCGUAUGAUGUAUAUGUGGACGGUAGUUGACAUUAGAAUUAUGUUAUUGGACAUAGGUUUUCUUUUUUAAUAUUAUAAAAAUGUGUCAAUUAAAAUCAAGGCAAAGUUGUAAUAGGCUUAUAGUUACUUAAGUUGUAAGUGUUUGUGUUGAUCAUGUUUAAGGUCAAUUGGCACUAUAAUAAUUAUAUAAUGGACUUUAAGCCUGAGGUGCACUUUUAGUAAUUUAUGUCUUAUUUUGUAAGCUUGUUAAGAAAAUUUUCGGUUCCUGAGAUCGGUUUCAGACUAGCGUUUUAUACGCGCGUGUGAGCUCGUUUUUAGAACGCAUAUAGGCGCGUAUAGGUGCGCCUUAUGGCACACGCUCAACUUGUACGAGCGUUGACGCGCUUCUAAGCUCGUAUAUGUUAUGUUGAUACUAACACGGCACCACCGGUUCGAGCGAACACGCUGAAAUAUGCCCGUUUAUGCGAGUCCGGUUUUUUGAAGCGUAAUGUAGCCUGAAUAGCUCAACGUUAAGAGCGGUCGGACUCAUCACCGAUGGGUGGUGGUUCGAUCUCCGUCCCGUUGGUCUAUUGUCGUAUCCACUCCUAAUACAGUCUUUCCCGACUAGUUGGAGAAGAAUGGGAAUAUUGGUCAUUGGUCAUGCUGAAAUGACCGUGUACGCGCAAAAAAUACGCUAGUCUGAAAUCGCUCUUAAGUGGACCGUUUUGUAUGUUUAGUAUGAUUUUCUUGAGAGUAAGAAAAUGAAGUUUUUGAUAUUGUUAUAUAUUUUUAAUACUUUCUUUUUUUAUUGUGAACCAUGCAUUUGCAUUAUUUAUUAAAGAAUUCGUUAUUUAAGUAAAGCGGUGGUACGUACAUCCGCACCAAUUGUUUUUAUCUCAUUGUCAAAGUCGUUUACUCAUUUUUCCAGCUAUCACAAAAUAAUAAUAUGAAAAGUUUGAUAAAACGUAUUUUGUGGAUAUGUUACCGUUAAAUUGUAAAAUACGUUAUUUUAUAAUCUCACUCGCCAUAUUGUAAUCUGUCGAUAUAUUGUGAACAGAACAUACUGAUUACAAUUUAACUGUGUUAUUUUUCGGUAUAUUAUAAUCUAUCGAAGUGAAACCGUUAAAUUGUAAACAGAAUACAAUAUCGCGAGUGAGAAACAAUUUAACGGCGACAGAUACAUAUAAAAUAUUUUGUUAACCGUAAACCGUGACGAAACUUGUGUUUAAAUAAAAUAAAUGUGAAACUUAAUUGUUUUUUCCCACCUUUCCUAGUUUUAGAUACUUACCGUUGUUUACGAAGUAGUAAACGUUUUAAAACCAAAGCGUUACUGUUUACCGCCAUUUUUAAAAUAUCACGUAUUAUUUCAUAACUUUGCAGUUUUGCGUAUGUUUAGUGCAUAACUUAUGUAUUUUAUUUGUACAUUUAAGACAUUCCAGUUGAUUAAAGUGUAUACCAAAGAA